Molecule: messenger RNA, 1400 nt
Organism: Oldenlandia corymbosa var. corymbosa
Lineage: Eukaryota; Viridiplantae; Streptophyta; Magnoliopsida; Gentianales; Rubiaceae
Source: the annotation of a GenBank genome assembly
UGGUAACUCCUCGUAUGAAACUGAGCUAAGUGUUGAUGAUACUUUAAUUUUCAAAAAAAGAACUACGGUAUGUGAAGAUUUUCCUCCAAGGAAGGUGGGUUUGAUGUUGUUAUUGAUGAGAUCGCGAUUUCCAGUAGCAUUGAUGCUUUAUAUCAUAAUCUGAAUGUUAAUUAUAAGAUUUUAAAAGGAUGAAAUGGUACUCAGGUGGAUAUAACCAGUGUGAUUGAUACCAUUUAUGUUAAAUUGGAGCCUAAAUAUUGGCAUUUGAAGAAUACUAUGAAUUUGCUAUCUGAGAUUGCUCCUGCUGAUAUCACUUAUGAAUCUGAAACCGAAGAUAGUGACUGUGGAAAUUGUAUGAUGAAUAGAAACUAUCUAGGUCUUCUUGUGAUUGGUUCGAGUGAAAUAGUUGCUUAUUUAAUUACUGGAACAGUGGAACUUAAGUGGAAUGAGGAUAACUUGACAAGAGGUAAAGCCAAACUGAUUGGAAAUUGUUCUUUCAAUGUUGAGUUUGUUAAGGAGAGAUAUUGUGCGUCUCCUAUGAAUUUUGGUUGGAAAAUCGUAUGGCUGGUUGUUGAAGUUAUAUCUUAUAUACUUGAAUUGGUUGGGUCUGUUUAUGAUGAUGAAUAUGCUUUUGACUUUAAGAAAAGAAAUAGGGUUCCCUGUGUAAGUGAUUGUUGCUUACUGGAAACUAGUGUGCUGUUUAAAUAUGGGGUUGAAAAUGAGCUUUCGAGUUUGAAAAUAUUUCUGUCAGAGGUUAAGGUUGAUUCUAUACUAUCUCUUUGGCAAUGGAUGGGGAAUUUCGACUCAUUUUUCUUCGUUGAGGACAAGGGUCGCUUUAGCCAGCGGGUAGUGUGUGUCAAGGUUCUUUCAUAUUCUUCUAAGAUGCUGGAAUACAAGGGGAUUAAAACUGGAUUACUUAUGAGUUGGGAUCGAAUGGGUAAGUAUCACUCGCACAAGAAUUCCAACAACUUUGAGGACAACCAUCCUGUUCCAAAACUUAAAAAGGAAGGAUGGCAUGAGAGAAAUGGAGUUAACUUUGUUUGGAAGAUUGCUUGGCACCUUUUGGCAAGCACUAUCAACACCGUGGCAACUGAAUUGUGGGGAACAGAAGCUGCAACUACCUUGUUUAAAAUUUCAAAGUCUAAAAUGGAAGCUGAUUGUCCUGUGUUUGCACUGAAAGUCUCAGCAGGGAUGAAGACACAAUUGGGCAAAGCUGUCAGAGCAGUGUCAAAGUAGAAUCCUGAUGAAUCCUGGAAAAAUGAAGACUUACCCUUUAGCUGGAUCGAGAAGGCGACAACUUUUAGAGGAGGUACAAAUCUUUUUGAAGGAAGAUUUGCCACACUGGUAGUAAGCAUCGAUACCAACUUCAUUUGGUUUAUCGCUUGGCACGUAUUAGAAAU